CUUCACUGCACACAUUUCUGCUUUUAUAUAGUCUACCUCAAAGAUCUUUACACUAAAAUUGUGUGUUACAACAUGGCUACUCCAUUCUAUAUCAAAGCUGCUCUCCUAAAAUCUUGCAACAUCUCGGUCUUAAACCCAGAUACACCCCUCCAAGACUUCCUACCUCGCUGGUCCUCCUCUGCGGUCUCUAUCCUCUACACCAUUGUCAAGCCAGCCACAGAAUCCGACAUCCUUCCAUCGUCACAUACGCUGUAUCCCAAAAGCUAAAAUCAUCCCCGCAAACGGUUGGUAUGCUUCACUCGUCCCCAUCACCUCAGGCUCUAUAUACCUCGACAUAAACUGCUUUAAAGCCGUGAGUCUAGACGCAGAGGAUCAUGGGGCGGAGAUAGG
Lindgomyces ingoldianus is the source of this 390-nucleotide messenger RNA. RefSeq lists its product as uncharacterized. The record is from RefSeq and is a predicted model, not a curated record. The transcript has a single exon. The coding region runs from base 73 to 267 and encodes 64 amino acids. Lineage: Eukaryota; Fungi; Ascomycota; Dothideomycetes; Pleosporales; Lindgomycetaceae.